Molecule: messenger RNA, 714 nt
Organism: Cladocopium goreaui
Lineage: Eukaryota; Dinophyceae; Suessiales; Symbiodiniaceae
Source: the annotation of a GenBank genome assembly
AUGCUACCAGCUGCUUACAUGAUGAACCAAUGGUUGUCGACACGAAACUUGGGCCUUGAGUGGAUCCGUGACUUGUCCUCAAAGAACGGCAUUGGAAUUCGGAAGACCAUAGAGCAGGAUGCCGUACCCACCGUGGCCUCGUUUGAGCAGCUGGAAGCGAAGACCUCGCAGGUCGUGGAAGACGGCUGUUGCAUUGUGAUCCCAGCCAGAAGUCGGCGAGGCGACAAACAGAUGACCUUGCGUCAACGAAUGAUCACCUUCCGCGUGAAAACGGUGAUGGUGGAUGCCCAAGUCUCAGAACUUUUUGCAGAAGCCAGGCUGGGCAGCUACAUGCCCAAUGGCCACAUAGGCCACACGGUGCACGUGGGGCCGGGGCAUGGCAGUCGACACAUGGGCCAUGGGCACAUGAGCCCCGGGCACCAUGGGCUUCACUUCGGCGAUCACUUCAGUCAAGCCCAUGACGCUGCGUGGGAAGAUGAAGGCAUGGUUUGCUUCGAACCAACCGAGAAGACGAACCAUUCGAAUUGGAAAUGGGUCGGCGACGGCAGAGGCGCCUACGAAAAGGUGGACACCUUUGCACCUCGAUCUCAGGGGUUCGGUGAAGAGGGUCAGUCUGGCAACGACACGGUCAUGUCACCAUGUCCAGAGAUCGAACGUGAGGAUCUGGCAACGAAGUAUUUCUACGGAAGUCUGUCUGAGGAAGUCUCAGCAUAG